Messenger RNA from Peniophora sp. CBMAI 1063, 726 nucleotides. The record is from the annotation of a GenBank genome assembly. Lineage: Eukaryota; Fungi; Basidiomycota; Agaricomycetes; Russulales; Peniophoraceae.
AUGGCGCAUACACUGCUUGGGAUUCUGACACUUGUCCAAUGUUCCUUAGUUGCCGCAUGGACUGCGACUCCUGAUGAGCCGGCGGGCCCCGAGGUUAUUCUCGACAACGGAACAUUUGUCGGCACGUCAGAAGGAGACGUCUCCGCCUUCCGCGGCUUACCAUACGCCCAACCCCCUGUAGGCGACCUUCGCUUCCGGCUCCCCGUUGCGAACGACCCAUACAAUGGCAUCUACAAUGCUACGGUCUUCAGCGCCGCUUGUAUUCAACAGACAGCAAAUGUGACGAACGCAACCGCCUUGAACCCGAUCGCCGCGGAACUACUGCAACAAAUUAUAGAUAGCUCGCAACAGUCGGUCGAAGAUGAAGAUUGUCUCACGAUCGAUGUUUACGCGCCUGCGAAUGCGACCCAGGAUUCCAGAUUGCCCGUUGCUUACUGGAUUUAUGGCGGCGGCUUCCAAAACGGUGCAGCGUCUUGGUAUAAUGGGACUGCUCUGGUGGCGAGAUCCUUGCAGAUCGACGAGCCAGUGAUAUACGUUGCGGUGAACUACAGAUUGUCGGCGCUCGGGUUCGCUGGUAGUGCGGAAGUGCGCGAGGCAGGCAUUGGCAACAUUGGACUCCAUGACCAACGGCUGGGCCUGCGCUGGGUCCAGCAAUAUAUAUCUACAUUCGGUGGAGACCAUCAGCUGGAAGACAGGGACGCUGGAGGAAGGCCAGCCGGCCUUUGA